Messenger RNA from Vitrella brassicaformis, 1076 nucleotides. NCBI's taxonomy places the organism in Eukaryota, Vitrellaceae. The record is from the annotation of a GenBank genome assembly.
AUUCUGUUUGCUGCCUCGGGCAUCUUUCGCAUCUGUAUCAUCCCCUGUGGCGUAUACGCUGCCUUGAUGGAUCCCUUGACGGUGAUCCUUCCCGGAGAUGCGCGAGAUGCCGUCGAUGGCAGGAGAGAUGAGUCUGGUGAUGAGGGCAUUCUUGGCGUGCCGAUGGAGCUGCCCUUCCACCCAAGACGGACAGCUCUCCAGGCAUACAGAAGGAAGGUGUGCAGCUACUGGCCAUGGGAGAGAAGAAAGCUGUAUUCUCUGCCAUCUGUCUGUCGGUGUGUGCAUCUGUCUGUGCUCAGUACAUCCCCAAGCCUGACGAUUUGGUGAUUGGGAUCAUCAAGCAGAAGACCGGAGAGCAGUACAAAGUCAGCAACACACUCGCACACACACACAUGAUCUCACGCACACCCCAAAUCCUCUCCGUGUGCUUCUCAGGUGGACAUCAGGGCGCCGUUCGAGGCCACUCUCGACUCGACGGCCUUCGAGCGUGCGACCAAGCGGCACAAGCCCAACCUGCAGGUGGGCCACGUGGUCUACGCCUUUGUGCAGUCGGCGCACAAGGACUACGAGACGACUUUGGUGUGCACAUCGGUGGACGUCCACAAGGACUGGACCAGCGGGGAGGGAUACCUGGGGCAGCUGCAGGGCGGAUACUGCCUCGACCUCGAUUUCAUCGCCCACGCCGACUGGUCAGUCAGUAGUCGUGACUGAUUUGUAUACCUUCGCAAUGCGUGUGUAUGUGUGUGUCCGUCUGCGUAUUCGUGCAGUUUGUUGGGCGACGAGUGUUUUGUGUUGGAGCAGCUGGGUGCGGUGGUCAAGUAUGAGGUCGCCGUGGGCCGCAACGGCCGCAUCUGGGUCAAGACGGAGAGGCCCAAGGAGACCCUUCUUGUCCUUAGUGCCAUCAAGACGGCGUUGACCAAGGCACUCACGCUCGAGCAGGUGACCACGAUGCUUCUGUGCCAUUCAUCCAUUGGUCUGCCUGCUUUGUCCUUAUGUGUCUGGAGUGCAGACGCAGGCGGCCAUCAACAUCUUCGUAGAGCGGCUGACCUGAUGAGGAAUGUGUGGAUAGGUAUGUG